UUGCCUAGACUUCUGCUAAGCCGCAUAGCAAAUUCAGGAUUCAUAUCCUUAUAAAUAAGAUACUAUCUUAAUUUUGCAUCAACACAAUCCACCAACAAAGCUACCUCCAGCAAAAUUCUGAUCUCUAACUCUUUAAUUUUAGUAAGCCCAUCUCUCUUAACUUUCUCAAAUCAGUAACCAUGAUGAGAGCAAGGUUUCCUUCAAUCAUCUCUAAUGCCAGGCACAUACUCAAAUCACACUCUCAUAAUGCCAAAAAUCAAAAGGAAGUUCCAAAAGGGUAUGUUGCAGUUUAUGUAGGGGAAAGUGAAAUGAAGAGAUAUGUAGUCCCACUUACUUAUCUAAGCCAACCUUCUUUCCUAGACUUGCUCAGAUAUGCCAAAGAAGAGUACGGCUACAAUCAUCCUAUGGGUGGGCUAACAAUUCCAUGCAAUGAGGAAGCCUUCAUCAAUAUCACCAGUCGAUUUAACAAUUAACAUUGAAGCAUGACGGAUACAUAGAAGGCAGUCCUCAGCACAGUUUUGACAGUUUCCUUUAUAUUAGAUUUAUAGUUCAUUAGAUUUAUUCACAGACAAAGGCUUGUAAUCAGUGUACAUAUAUCACUUUUCAACUCCAUAAUCAAAAUUCUGCACAAAGUAGUGCUUUUUUCAGAA
Chenopodium quinoa (quinoa) is the source of this 650-nucleotide messenger RNA. RefSeq names its product auxin-responsive protein SAUR21-like. The record is from RefSeq and is a predicted model, not a curated record. Gene Ontology annotation, biological process: response to auxin. The coding region runs from base 180 to 473 and encodes 97 amino acids. The transcript has a single exon. NCBI's taxonomy places the organism in Eukaryota, Viridiplantae, Streptophyta, Magnoliopsida, Caryophyllales, Amaranthaceae.